Messenger RNA from Arachis duranensis, 594 nucleotides. RefSeq lists its product as uncharacterized. Gene Ontology annotation, biological process: DNA integration. The transcript has 2 exons. Gene Ontology annotation, molecular function: nucleic acid binding. The record is from RefSeq and is a predicted model, not a curated record. Bases 1 to 594 code for a protein of 197 amino acids. NCBI's taxonomy places the organism in Eukaryota, Viridiplantae, Streptophyta, Magnoliopsida, Fabales, Fabaceae.
AUGACAAAUUUGUUGAAGAAACAAGGUAUCAUUCACAAGGUAGCGACAGCUUACCAUCCCCAAACCAAUGGACAAGCCGAGGUGUCAAAUUGGGAGAUAAAGCGCAUAUUAGAGAAAAUUAUGAAGCCUCAUAGGAAGGACUGGAGUGCUCGACUGGCAGAUGCGCUUUGGGCCUAUAGGACUGUAUACAAGACACCCAUCGGAAUGAGUCCAUUCCGCCUCGUCUACGGGAAGCUGCAGAAAUUAGAGUGCCUUCGACUAGAGGCGUACGAGAACUCACAGCUCUACAAGGAAAGGGUGAAGGCAGUGCAUGACAGAAAUAUUAAGAGGAUAGUGUUUAGAGCUGGGGAUUUGGUCAUCCUCUACAACUCAAGGCUAAGACUCAUGCCAGAAAAGUUAAGAUCUGAAUGGGAAGGACCCUACAGGAUGGAAAAAUCUGAGCCUUAUGGAGUCUUCCACCUGAGCCAUCUGUCAAGCCCCACAUUCUUCAAGGUGAAUGGCCACCACAUGAAGCUAUAUCAUGGUGAGAAGAUGAAGAGCAACAAGGAGCUGGAAAUCUUCCUCUUGAAGGAUCCAGCACAAGAAGAGGACUAA